This is a messenger RNA of Thermothielavioides terrestris NRRL 8126, 2415 nucleotides long. Its product is annotated as glycosyltransferase family 90 protein. The transcript has 2 exons. NCBI's taxonomy places the organism in Eukaryota, Fungi, Ascomycota, Sordariomycetes, Sordariales, Chaetomiaceae. Bases 259 to 2052 code for a protein of 597 amino acids. The record is from RefSeq and is a predicted model, not a curated record.
UCCUGUUCUUGUUUUGCCCGUCCUCCCCGCCUCUUCAUCUCCCCGUCCUCGCGGCUCCCCGCCUCUCCGUCGUUGCCGAUCCGAUGGCGCUCUCAUUCAUGACCGCCGAUUCUGUAAAAAGGCAUCGAGUUCCCAUCUCGAAUUCGAUUGCAAUCCGACGGCGACCGGCAUGAUCGCUUUGGCGCGCACUGCAGGUUGAAUGCCUCGGGCGUUUUGCGACAAUCGACUUCCGCCCCUCGCCCACGACGCCCUCACAAGAUGGGAUUCCCCCCACGGCCCACAAGAUGUCUUCGCUACAUUUUGACGGCGCUUUUGUUGACCCUCACCCUCCACUUCCUGACGGCAUCGGACACAAUAGCGUCCUGGGUCUGGCCCUUGACUGGCGCCAACAAACACCCCAUCGACGCUCUGAUCCAGGCCGCUGAGCGCGAAUUCGCAGCCAAGCUCUCCAAGUCGACGCAAACCCUCGCAGCCGCCGCCGCCGCCUACCGAAAGCGCCGAGGCCGACACCCCCCACCAUGGUUCGACAAAUGGUACAAGUUUGCCACCGAACACGGCGCCAUCAUCGUCGAAGAUUUCUGGGACCAGAUCUACCACGACCUGGAACCGUUCUGGGGCGUGCAGCCCGCCCAGAUCCGAAAGGAUGCCCGCGAUUUUGAGAUGCGUAUCCAGAUACGCGACGGCAAGGCGUCGACGGAGAGCGACUGGUGGUGGACCCAGAUCUGGCUCAACAUGAUCCAGACCAUCGAGCACCUGCUGCCGGAUAUGGACGUUGCUCUAAACCCCAUGGACGAGCCACGCAUGGUGGUGCCAUGGGAGGAUAUUGAGGUAUAUAUGAAGAGGGCGGCCAAGACGAGGCGGACGGCUGAUGUCAGGAGCGUGGUCUCUGACUUCAGUCCACUGCCGCCAGUCGGGGAAGCUUCUCAGGAGCAUCACGGCGAUGCGCAGCCUAUAGAGUGGGAGCAUGACGAACACUACUGGCCUAUCGCGCGCCGCGGGUGCCCGCCUGACAGCCCGGCCCGGCUGGCCGAGGUUAUUACCGACUUCGAUAAGCCGCCGUCUAUCGCCAGCCCCUUUAGCCUUGCGCAUAUGAGAAAUGGCUACGUGGCCAACUACACGCUAAGCACCGACUUCUGCCAGCAGCCAGACCUGCAAGCCCUCGAAGGCAUCUUCGUCGAGCCGCUCAGUACCUCGGCAACCAAAUCGCUGAUCCCGCUCUUCGGCGGCUCCAAGCUCUUCCGCAACAACGACAUCCUCCUCCCAUCGCCCAUAUACUGGAGCGAAGAAGACCGCUUCAUCGGCGCCGAAGGCGCCUCGAUCCCCUGGGCCUCCAAACACUCCUCGGCCCUCUGGCGCGGCGUGGCCACGGGCGGACGCAACCGCGAGACCAACUGGCGCGCCUUCCAGCGCCACCGCUUCGUCGCCAUGAACAACGCCUCCCUCCUGGCUCAACGGGCCGAUCCGCCGCCGAACUUCGCCCUGCCGGACAAGCGCUACGCCCUCCCCGCCGCAGCGCAGGCCGACCUGCCCGGCUGGAUCGCCCGCACCACCGACGUCGCCUUCACGGAAAUGGUCUGCCUCUACGAGGGGUUCACCCCGACGUGCAACUACACGGCGCCCUACUUCGCCCCGGUGGAGAACGUGCCGAUGGCCGACAUGUUCCAGCACAAGUAUCUGCCCGAUAUCGACGGAAACUCCUUCAGCGGGCGGUACCUUGGCUUUCUGCGAUCGACCAGCGUGCCGGUCAAGGCGACGCUGUUCCGGGAGUGGCAUGAUGCGCGGCUGGUCGCGUGGAAGCAUUUCGUGCCCAUGGACCCGCGGUUUGGGGACUGGUGGGGGAUUCUGGGGUAUUUCCUUGGUCGGGACCGGGAGGGGACGGCGGAUAAGGUAGGCGAGCGGAUUGCGCUGGCCGGGAGGGAGUGGGCAGGACGGGUGCUGAGGAAGGAGGAUAUGGCUGUUUAUGUGCUGAGGUUGUUGCUGGAGUAUGGGAGGGUCAUGGAUGACAGGAGGGAGGUGAUGGGAUGGGUGGAGGAUCUGAGGCAGGAACUGUAAGCGCCUCUCUCUUCGGUGCCGAUGCCGGCGGGCCCGGCAUCCCGCAGACGAUUGCGUGCUCCCCUUGCCAAGUACUGUGCCUCUUGUAAGCCAUACAGAUCCAGUUUAUUGGCGUUGUAGGUUCAUGGUUCUGUGAGAAAGGACUGGAAAGGAGAACUGAGCUUGACUGCCGCUAGAACAGGCGCUCUGAGUAGUAAUUGUUUAUGUCAUUGGAGAUGCAUAACAAGACAGGCACACUACGGGUCAGCACGAUCACUCACCUAAAGUAAGUGCCUGUGGCGGCAAGAAAUGCCUCAAGUGAGACAAGACACAUCACCUUGCUGGAUCACCUAUUUCACACGGUGGAAGGGGUGCGGGCGGCGG